Messenger RNA from Sinocyclocheilus anshuiensis, 1700 nucleotides. Its product is annotated as syntaxin-8-like. The record is from RefSeq and is a predicted model, not a curated record. NCBI's taxonomy places the organism in Eukaryota, Metazoa, Chordata, Actinopteri, Cypriniformes, Cyprinidae. Bases 103 to 813 code for a protein of 236 amino acids. Gene Ontology annotation, biological process: vesicle fusion; intracellular protein transport. The transcript is spliced from 8 exons. Gene Ontology annotation, cellular component: endomembrane system; SNARE complex. Gene Ontology annotation, molecular function: SNAP receptor activity; SNARE binding.
ACGGCCAAACAGGAACUGGCACGGCGCAGUUUAUGUUGCUGGUGAUUUUGCACUGAGUUUCUACAGAAACGCUUUUUAUAACUGAAAGGAAAGUGCCGCAAUAUGUCACAGGAUUUGUGGUUACAGAAUUAUGAUGCAGCUUGUCGCCUGGCUCAAGAAAUUGCAGAAAACAUCCAUGAAAGAAAUAGACAGCUGAGGACUGGAGGAAAUCCAGCCAAGCUCAACAUGACCCUGAGAGCAUCAUUACAGAGGCUCAAACAGAAUAUAGCACAGCUCAAGGAGACAUUGACUCGAGCUUCUGCUCAACGGCGUAUAAUGCAAGCCGAAGCAGACAGAAGACAGAACCUUGUUGAUGACCUCGCUACCAGAGAAACGAGACUGAACGCCUCUUUUAAAGCAGACAUCUCAGAAGCUGAGCCAUCAAGGUCAAGUCUGAUGACAGGGGGAAAUGGUUCGGGGCCUGCCGUGAACCCGUGGCUGGUUAAUGAGUCUGAGGAGACCAGAGGACUCAGCUUUGGAGAAAUCAAACACCAACAGCAGCAUAUUAUCGAAGUUCAGGAUGCUGGCCUGGAUGCUCUGGCUGUAGUCAUAAGUAGACAAAAACAGAUGGGUCAGGAGAUCGGCAAUGAGCUAGAAGAACAGAACGAGAUCAUUGAUGACCUUGCUCAGCUUGUGGACAAGACGGACAGCCGCAUCAAAAACGAGACGCACAGAGUCAAGCUGUUGGACACUAAGUCUGCUUCCUGUGGAAUGCUGGUGGUGAUUGUUCUUCUCCUCAUCGCCAUCAUUGUCGUGGCUGUUUGGCAGACUUAAUGAAGAGAAGACGGCACAUAUACGCACUGCGGAGACUUAGAAAACCCGUCUUUGAGGUGAACGAGACAUACUCACAGGCAGCUUCCAAUCAGGCUGUAUAUGUAAACACACAUCUACUGUAUAAAAGCCUCUCCUGUCCCCUUUUACAUUUAUGAAAAUAAUGGAACCCUUGGCUGGGAUAAAGCCAAGGAAUGGACCGCUAUGAAGAACUAAAAUUCUUAGCUCCUCAGAUAAUGAUCAAAGUAGGAUUCAGAAUGGAAAGAAAACUAGAAAAGAGCUUUGAAAGGUUUUGAAUAGUAUUAUGAAAAUAACCAUGAGCUCGAGAUGCUCCAAGGGGGGAAAAACCUAUUUAAAUUCUUUGUUUGGCAGUGAAGAAAAUGAUCCGUAUCCAUCUUGUAAACAAGGUCUGAGUCACAAAGCAAUACAAAAUAUAUGUAUAUACAGUAUAAUUAAAAUGUAUUAUCUCUUAACUACAUUUACAGUUCAGAUUCUAUUUUGUAAGUACGAAAAAAUUAAAUGUGUCAUUUUGUCAUUGACGCUUUUCUGUAAAUUGUUUUUAGCCUGAAAAUGUGACGAAAUUCUAAAUUCUAAUAAAUGUAGUUGGUCAGCUUGGUCUCUAAUUUUAAUGAUCACAAAUGUUAGUGCUGAUCAUUUGUCACGUUAGGUCAUAUGUUCUUGAAUCUUUACUGUAUUUACUGACUUAAAUCUUUUUUUAAACCAAGUUUGUAAGAGGGGGAAAAAUGAAAAGGCACACUAGUAAUGUUUUGAGGUUUUAUUCCAAAUGAAUGCUGAAUAGUUCUACCAGGUUGGUGUUCAGUAGUUAUCUUCCCCUCUGGAUUUUAAUCACAACCAUCUAAACAACCACAAACUGUAAAAAAAAUAAAAAA